CGUUUGAUAUUGAAAAGCCUAUGCUCUUGUGGCCAUGUCUCCACUGAUUUCGAUUAAAUUUAGCUGAUUUCGCAAAUCAGGAGGUAUUUCAUCAUGCUUUUUCAGUACAUGUGAUCCAAAUUGAUAGAAAUAGAUUUUGUGACAUCAUUACCUAAAAUUUCUAUUAAGAGCACAUUUAUCGUGUCGAAAAUUUCGUUAAUACAGUUAGCAAAUAAUUUUAGUACCAGAAUGAAAAUAUAAUAGUUUGAUUGUUAAAAACACGACGUUUCGAGCAUGUACUCGUUAUCAAGUAUUCUGGAUGAAGUACCACACGCAAUGUACAUAUCCAAAAUUUCGUACUUCUUUACUUUUUGGAAUCCGUUAGAAUUAUAAAAGCCAAGAUCUCUCUCUGAAAAGCCAAGAUCUCUCUCUAAGGUCUUUGUAAAGCUUAUGUCUAGAUUUUUAUUUUUCUGUUGACAAUUUGCCAAUUUAUUUUCCAAAAAGCUACCUUACUCCCGUUUAUAAGCCAGGGUUAAGUUACCAGACUGAUUCGAAGAAGGGAAAUUUGGGAAAUUUGGGAUAUUGACUGUCAACAACAACAAACGCAUAUGGAAUUUCAAAAAAUACUCAGAGAGUAGUCAAAAUAAUCAGAAAGUAGCCUGAAGAAUACAAGGAAAAAUGUCCAAGGAAUUAUUUGUAGGCUUCCAAUAAUCCUAAAUUCCAAUUGAUCAAUGACGAUAAAAAAUUAUGCAAUGAUCGGAAUGGUCAGAUAAUGAGAACACUUCAGCUAAAGUUAAUGGACAUAAAAAAGAUCAGUUUGCACUCAAAGUGAUAAAGAAUCAUGAUUUUAACAAAAAAUUCAUUGUUAUUAAUUACAAUCAAUUUCAGGGAGCCAUUUGCUCCUAGCCUAAAGUUACUUCUCUUAUUUAUUUUAUUUCUAAUCUUCCUUGUUUUUAACUGUAUAAAUUUAUAUAAGACUUUCUACCUGUUUUUAAAUGAAAAUGUCGCCAUUCCGUUGUGUUUCCAUAUAGUCAUCACGACAUCAACGACAACGAUAGAUUUUUGACUGAAAAUGCAACCUUCUAAUAACGCCUUCCAGUGUGAAAAUGUUUGAAAAUGGAGGAUUUUUACAGUCUUGCCCUUUGAAACGCAAAAUUUCUGAUUUGUUUCUUUAAGAUGGAAAUUCGAUGUUUUAGUGUUUAGUUUCCUUAGCCGAUAUUUUUUGGCAAGGUCUGAGAGUGUUUUCUCUAAUAUGGUUGGAAUUCGACUAUUACUCAUAAGUUUCAUUGCUUAAUAAUUAGUUCUUCCUAAAGGUAUUUUUAAAACAAAGCCCAGUUAGAUGUUCAAAGGCAGUCACAACCAAUUUACCAAAGUGUAUCUAAAUUUAAGAGAUUUGUAAUGAAAGAUAGAAAACAGAUUUUGAACCUGUCGGAAUUUUAUAAAGGUUUCUGAAAAUUUUGCCAAGCUGUUAGUUUUUUGUAGUUUUGAAAUUCCAAAAAUAGUUGGGUAUUAACGGAUUCCCGCCAAAAUUGCGUGCAGUGGUCAGUGGUUGAAUAGUUUCCAUUGGACCCCUGUGUCUAAUGAGCCAUAAUCAUGACGUCGCAUGAAUCGGUGUGGCGGCAAAUUUACGAAGCGACGAUCGCAAUGGCAUGACGCGAUGUCGAACUAAAACCUUGAUCGUAUAUUUACUUUCCUUUUAACUUAUUUUUUCUACGCACUAUUUAAAACAUUGCUUAGCCCUGACUAUGGAUCUAAGAAUCCUGAAUCAAAGUUCGUAAUCCUAAAUCAAAUCUCGUAAACAAACAGAGUUGAUUUUCCAGUUGUGUAUUAGAACUGGGGGGAGGAGCGAUAUGAAUAAACUUGAAUUAUCUUAGACUUUUGUUGUACAAAUGAACAGCAAUGUUUUCAUGAUAUUUGAACGAAAUUUCGUUCACUUGCAAUUUAUCCUAAAGCCCCGAAUCAUCAUUGAAGCUAGACGCAAAAAAGAAUCAUUUCAAGCCGUUAAGAAAAAAAUCGUAGUUUGCAACUGGCAAACAAUUUGGUUCCGAUAAAUUGUUUAUUUUAAUAACUCCAUUUUUUCACUAAAAUUUACAGAUAAAAUCAAAUAAAUCGAUCGAUUUCUUUAGCUUCUUGUGUCCUAUAGCAAUUUUUUCGUACUAACCAAGGCAUUUCAUUUUUCGCAAUUUGUGAGCCGAUUUGAAGCGCGGUAUAAAGGAUGCACUUAGCAGAGACUAGACGGAAGAAGUAUACAUUAUUUGUUAUCAUGCGUCAGGUAAAAACGCAUAAACGUAACCAAAAAUCCAUUAACACAUAGGAAUAAAUUUUCAAUGCUUGAACCUAAUGCGAUUCAGCCACAGGACAAUAUUUAUUUGGGGAUUCAAAGCGCGCCAAAACAUUCUCUGUCGAAAAAUUGUGACAGCUCGGCCUUUUCUUCUACGUUGCUCCCCUGCCUCGCAAUAUAUAUCCAUAGUGAAUUUAACAAUACAAUUAAUAUUUGUUUUCAUUACCAUUUCGAUUCUUUAAAGAGGGUAUUUGUAUUUGAGUGCCGAUCUUUAUUAAAUCUUCCAUUUCUAACUAAAAUAUACUUGCAAGUAAAUUACAAAUUAAAAAGGUCAUUUGGAAGCUAAUCCAUAUGUUCUGGGAAUAUAUGAUUCUAAAAUAAAAUUAAAGAAGAGAAGAGUUUAGAAUAUAAGUUUGUUUACAGCAGAGCUCAAAGAUAGUAGGCAUCUUUUUAUUUUAUUUGAAAAAAUUAAGGAGAAUCCCUGCAAUAAUAAUCACUGUUUGCAAGAGGCCCUUCAAUAAAAACGUACCAAUGUAUUUUAAACUUCACAACUAAAACCUAAUUGCAAUUUGUCUGCAAAUUAUCAUAAAAAUUUUAUCAGCAUUAAUCUCAGUUUAGAUUUGAUUUUUGAAAUUGAUUUAGAUAUCUUUGCAUUUCAAUUCAACUUAAAGAAAGAAACGAAAAGGGAAAGUAGGAAUGCGCCAGAAAGAGGAAAUAUUUUUAGAGAAGCAAAUGAUGCUGGGAAUUUUAAGCUUUGAGAUGGAAUAAUUACAGAAUAAAUACAUAGGUGAAAUCACAAUUCAAAGAAACAAAUAAAAUUGUUUACAAGAGUUCGUUUUCUUUCAUCCCUUUUUCUGUCUAUGACACGGAUGAGGCUCCUAUGACUUGGAAUAAGCAUAAAUUAGACCACGAGACCGGCGAGUCUUCCCAGCAGCGCUGCAGAAAGCCUCUUGCUAAUUAAGCAUCAGUUUCGUACUUUCCUGUUGAUGUUCCAGUUAUUCAGAGAUAGCUCGAGUCAAAGCUGCUAGCGAUUUUGUUAGUCGCCAUGAAAUGCUGCGACCGCUUGCUAACUGAGUAUGUGAAGCCUCGUUUCUGCUUGCUGCUUCAUUCGGUUAGAGGUUUUUGGCUGCACAAAGACCAAAUAUGGUCAAACACUUCACCCCAUGUGAUGCAGAUUUGAUGUUAAGUGGGCAAUGAUUGGAUUUAGGCCUAUAAAGGGCGACGCCGUGAGAGUUUUCUUCACUCUGCGCUCCUGACAAGCAAGACUCAAGACAUCUCUAAGCAGCAAGAAGAACAGAAGCUACAAAGUUUACGAUGGCUCGUAAAGUUGCAGCGAAACGAUCAGCAGCAAAGCAAAAGAUGCCAUACGAUGCAAUGGUUCGCCAAGCAAUCGCAGCGCUUGGUGACAAAAACGGCUCAUCCGCGCAGCAGAUUGCGCGUUACAUCGCCAGAAACUUCAAGGUCGGAUCUGCGCACGCCGCUAAUAUGAAAAUGGCACUAAGAAGAGCAGUCAGGGCAGGCAGAGUCGUACAGAGCAACGGACGCUUCCGCUUAAAGGUAACUGGUGGAGCGAAGCCCGCCGCUGCAAAGAAGAGAACGCUCAAAAAGCGAGCAACAAGACCAAAGAAAACAUCAGUGAAGAAGAUGAAGCGAAGCGCACGAAAAUCAAGGAGUGCCGCACGAAAGGCCCGCAAAGCUGUUAGCAAGAAGAGACGCACAACGCGCAAAGUCAAGAAAAUCGCACGGAAACCAGCAGCGCGAAAACCAGUCGCUGUCAAGUCGAUGCCAAGACGCUCGUCAAAAAGAAGUGCCGCGAGGCGUGCCAGGGCAGCAAUGCGAAGCUGCUAUUAAGAACAAACGAACAAUUUUGUCGUAACCAUCAAUGUAUUAUCCGUGUUGUGAAAUAACAUUAACGAAUACCAUCAUGAACCGUUACUGAAGCUGCGAAAUCGUCUUCUUUAUUCGAUCUUCUCUCCGAUAGUUAUCUGCCAUUUUGUAUUUUAUUCCGACGUCAUAAGUGUCCUGUCGCUUUGCUAGGCUUAUAAGUUACUAAUUUGACGUCUAAUUCAAACUCAAAAGGGAUUUCUUAUUUGUCUCGUAAAAGAGGCUGGUGUCUCGUAAUAAAGAGAGAUUAAAGAGAAGUAAGCUCGCCCUUAUCAGGUAACCUCGAACCAAAAAUGCUUAGAAAGAGGCUUUUAUCAGUGAUCAAACGAUGCUGGAUAAAUUAUCGCCAUAACCUCGCUCCUGAAAUGCACAGGCAGACUUUAACUGUAUGCCAGUUCACGUUUUACUUUCAUAUUCCAUAUUCAUAGGUCACCGUAAUAAUAAGGGAAGGUCUCAGGCAUAUGCCCUUGUAAGAUGUGUUACGCCACCCAAUUACUAUUUGGAGAGAGGCACAGUGGCAUCCAAGCCCUAUUCCUAAAGUUUAAACACUCCCUAUCCCCUCCUUCCUUUACAAUGUUGCUGAAUUUCAAUAUGGUCUUAAAUAAAGAAUCUAUUUAAUAAUAUCAAUAUUUUUUCAAAACUUAAUUAAUUUUCAUUUUUAAUAACACAACUGUAAGCCUCAUAAUAUUUUGGCAAUUGCAAUUGGCUAACCUUGUACAGUGGAAAAAGCAAACAUACACGUUAAACUGUUUAAAACUUUUUUGGUUAAGCAAGAACAAGGUGUACAUGUAGUACGAAAAAUAAUAUUAACAAUAACAAGAGUAAUAAUUCUGUGGACACAAAACAGUGCUUCAGCUACCUAAAAUACAAUCUUUGCACUUAAUACAUCGAUUACCGUUGAAUUUUGAAAGAAAACAACCCAUAAAAUUCUGUUCUUCCUGGGUUUCGUGGUUGUGAUUGAACUGACACAUUGCGUGAAUUUCUAAAGAUAUAAUUGUCAAUGUUCGAGGGACUAAAACUUUAGCAGCAGCUUUUAAAGCCUGCAUUAGCUGAAAUAUAGUCGAACGGAGGCACAGUUCUUAACCAAAAUUGUGGAAACACCACAAUAUUCGCAUUUGUGGCUUUUUUUUACCAUAUACAGUAAUUUUGGCCAGGGUUAUAGCGUAGUAGUUUGUUACGACGAAAGCACUUUUGUUGAAAUUUGAUUCAGCUGUACAUUGAUUCCUCUUCCGCCUCAGAACUUAAACUUUACAGUUUCACUUGCUUUUCAGCUUUCGUUUUUCGCCUACUCAGGAUUAAGAAAAUUUUCUCCUUCUACCAACGAUAGAAACUUAACCUUUCUUCUUUGUACAUGUAGUAUUUGCCCUGUGUUCUCACGUCUUCUUUUUGUAAUAAUAAGCUUAAUGACACAGCUUUCGUUUCUGAAUUGGUAAAUACGUUUUGUGUCUACAUAGAUUUGCUAUGUAGCUUUUAAACAAACAUCCUGGAUAAAUUCCCGUUUCCAUCAAUCAAUAAAGCCAAUAUGUCUUUGUUCAAAUCAUCUUUCAAUUUGCUGUAAGCUUUCCUCCACUGACUAAUAACAUUGCGUCU
Rhopilema esculentum is the source of this 5734-nucleotide messenger RNA. The record is from RefSeq and is a predicted model, not a curated record. NCBI's taxonomy places the organism in Eukaryota, Metazoa, Cnidaria, Scyphozoa, Rhizostomeae, Rhizostomatidae.